AUGUCGUCCGCUACCUCAUUUUUCGAGUUCGAAACCAUUGAUAAGAAAGGAGAGCCUUUUCCCCUGUCGUCUCUGAAGGGUAAGGUGGUUCUUGUUGUCAAUACUGCCUCCAAGUGCGGUUUCACGCCGCAAUUCCAAAAUUUAGAGACCCUCUACAAGAAAAUCUCCUCCUCGCACCCGGACGCAUUCACUAUCCUUGGUUUCCCCUGCAAUCAAUUUGGGUCUCAAGACCCGGGUACCAAUGACGAGAUCCAAUCCUUUUGCCUUACCAACUAUGGCGUGUCAUUUCCUGUCCUGGGCAAAAUUGAUGUCAAUGGUGACAAGGCUGCCCCCGUAUAUGACUGGAUGAAGAAAGAAAUGCCAGGACUUCUGGGCUUGAAGCGAGUGAAAUGGAACUUUGAGAAAUUUUUGAUCAGCGCGGAUGGAAAGGUCGUUGGGAGAUGGGCUAGUACGACAAAGCCUGAGACAUUGGAAGCCGCCAUUUUACAGGAAAUCGAGAAAGCGGGGAAGACAGCAAAGACAUCGCUGUAG
This is a messenger RNA of Ophidiomyces ophidiicola, 531 nucleotides long. It is a transcript of the gene GPX2, whose product is annotated as Glutathione peroxidase 2. Lineage: Eukaryota; Fungi; Ascomycota; Eurotiomycetes; Onygenales; Onygenaceae. The record is from RefSeq and is a predicted model, not a curated record. Gene Ontology annotation, molecular function: glutathione peroxidase activity. Gene Ontology annotation, biological process: response to oxidative stress. The transcript has 2 exons. Bases 1 to 531 code for a protein of 176 amino acids.